AUGGCCAUGCAAGCGCGGCACCACUACCACGACGACUUCCUAUUGAGGGUCGGCUCCCUGUUCUUGGACGAGCACACGGGGUGCGUGCCAACGUCGCCGGCAGUGGGGAUCGGGGACACGCCGCUGCUCAGCGACUUCCCGAGCAGCGAGCUUAACUUCGGCCACGUUUUCUUGCCGAGGAAGCGGGCGCGCAUGGCGCCGACCGGGGGUCUCUUGGAGGAGCAACGCGUGGCUCUGCCCCCGUCGGUGGUGAUGCAGGGGCUGCCGCAGCUACCCAUGACAGCCAGGACCGUGAUGGGUUCCGGCGCGGCAGCGUUCAUAAGCGGGAGGGAGAUCGACGCGCUGAUAGGAAUCGAGAGCGAGAGGAUGCGUGCGGCGCUGGAGUCGGCGUGGCGGAGACACGCCCGGGCGAUGGUGUCCGCCGUGGCGCGAACAGCGACGGGGCGGAUGCGCGCGGCGGAGUCCGAGCUGGACCGCGCGCUGCGGCGCAACGCGGAGCUGGAGGAGAAGGCCCGGCAGCUGGGCGCGGAGUGCCAGGCGUGGAUGGGCGCCGCGAGGAGCCACGAGGCCGUGGCCGCCGGCCUCCGCGCCUCUCUCGACCAGCUCCUCCACCAGUCGCCCGCCUGCGCGGCCUGCGAGGGCGAGGGCGAGGUCGAGGACGCGCGGUCAUGCUGCUUCGAGGCUCCGCCGGCCGCGGACCACAGGGUGGCGAAGGCGGCGUGCAAGGCGUGUGGUGGAGGUGAGGCGUGCGUGCUGCUGCUCCCGUGCCGGCACCUGUGCCUGUGCCGCGUGUGCGAGGCUGCCGUGGACGCGUGCCCCGUCUGCGCGGCUGCCAAGAACGCGUCGCUCCUUGUCCUGGUCUCUUUCUGA
Miscanthus lutarioriparius is the source of this 870-nucleotide messenger RNA. Lineage: Eukaryota; Viridiplantae; Streptophyta; Magnoliopsida; Poales; Poaceae. The record is from the annotation of a GenBank genome assembly.